UUCAUGGCCCAGCCACCGGUCGCAGCACAUGCACGCGCGCUAUCACAAUGUCCAUCGUCCGACGUCCAUGACUUUGCAUUUUGCGAUUGUACGGAAACCUUGCUCCGCGCUCGCAUAAUUUGUAGGGUGACUGCUCCAGUAAAUGAACAGUGCCAGUGAAUGAACAUACCAAUGAUAGUGAACGUAUUAUUUUAUAUAAUAAGAAAAUCAGAAGUAAUAUACUAUGAGAAAUGGUAUCAACAUUUAAAAAAUAUUCUGAUGUUGGUCACAUUGUAAUUUUAUAAUAGAAGACUUGAAAUCAUUUGAUUAAGAAUAUUUAUCGUUUCCCUCCAAUUACUAUCAUCUGUGUUGUUAUCAAAUUGUUUUAUUUUUCAAAUGUUGGGUGUUCAAAAACGAAACAUUAAAACAUCUUCAACACAAGGUACUCAAAAAUAUAGCAAUGGCUAAAAAGAAAGCACCAGCAAAAACAGACAAUGUAUCAAAAGAAAAAAAAAACUAUGUACGAUUUAAAUAUACUGAAGAGGAGCUCAUUAAUGCAGUAUAUACAAUAAAGAAUAAAGAUAAAUCUCUGAAUCAGGUAAAUAAAGAUACAGAGAUUCCAAAGUCAACCCUGAGCAAUAAGGUUAAUAAUAAAGUUCCUAUUUUACGAAAAAUGGGACCUAAUACUAUUUUAUCUUUGAACGAGGAAGAUAAAAUUGUCAAAUGGAUUUUGGCUAAGGCUAAGGUAGGAUUUCCUGUCCACCCUGAAAAUAUUAAAGAUUCUAUACAGAAAGUAUUGAAGAGUUUCCCAAGAAAAAACCCUUUUAAUGAUGAUAGACCUGGGAAAAAAUGGUUAAAUUCAUUUUUAAAUAGACACCAAGAAAUAGGAAAGAGGCACACAGAAAUAAUAUCUAAAGCAAGGGCUGCCGUCACUGAAAAUUCAAUAAGACUUUGGUUUGAUGGUGUUUCAUCAUUUUUAAAAGAAGAAGGGUGUUCAGAUAUUCUUUGUGAUAGUAGAAGAAUUAUUAAUUGUGAUGAAACCGGUAUACAACUUUGUCCAAAAACAGGAAAAGUAUUGGGUCCCAAAAAAAUGAACAAUUUUUAUGAAAUUGCAAAAAAUAGUGAAAAAGAAAACAUAACUGUUCUUUGUACAUACUCUGCCAAUGGUAGUGUUCUUCCCCCAAUGAUUAUUUAUCCCUACAAAAGAAUACCGAAUUACAUAUAUCAAUCAGUACCAGAAAAUUGGGGCAUUGGGAGGAGCGAUAGUGGUUGGAUGGUGUCAGCUACAUUUUUUGAGUAUAUUGCUAACAUCAUGUACCCUUGGUUAGUAGAUAAUGAAGUCGACUUUCCUGUUAUAUUAUAUCUAGAUGGACAUAAAAGUCACUUAAGUUUAGAAUUAUCAGAAUUUUGUACAGAAAAAAAAAUUAUAUUAUAUUGUUUACCACCUAAUGCGACACAUAUACUUCAACCUUGUGAUGUUUCAAUUUUUAAGCCAUUGAAAUCCUACUGGAAAGAUGUGAUAAAAGCUCAUAAUUUGAUAUCUAAAAGUCCUAUUACAAAAAAUAACUUUGGGAAUAUUUUUAAAGAUGCUUUUGAUAAAGUAAAACCAGAGUCGAUAAUAAAUGGUUUUAAAGCAUGUGGUAUGUUUCCAUUUAACCCAGAUGCUGUUGAUUACACAAAAUGCAUACCAAAUAGACAAGAUGAGGUAGAUUUGAUGUUUCAAGAACAACAUGCACAAGAUUAUCCAAGCAAAGAUGAGUAUUUUGUAUGCCAAAAAGUUAUAAAAUACAUAUUAAAGAAUCACACUAUUCAUAAUAUUCUCAGCAAUGAACCAUUUUUAGAAAAAAUUUGGAACACCUGUAAUGUAGAAAUAGCUGAAAUCACAAAUAAAAGUUCCUUUGGUUCAGAGGCAUUUAACAUUUUAGAUAUGCCCAUUGAAUUAGAAGGUUCUAAUUUCAGUUUUGAUGAAGAAGUAAUGAAAGAUUUAGGUGUACAAAUCUUGAAUUCAAAUUCAGUAUAUGAAGAAGAGCAUCUAAACACUGAAACACCUCCAGAAACUUUUCAGUUUUUAAACGAACAAGUAAGUAAUAUUUAUAACCAAAUAGAUAGACAAAGAAUACAAUAUUCAGGUGAAAAAAAUAUAUAUUUAAAUAAAGAAGACUGUAUCAUAGUAUCACAGAUAGGAGAACAUGAAGUGGAAUAUUCAUGUGUAGAAGAUAUACAUUUAGAUAAUGAAGAUUGCAAUAGAGAUCCACUGACAGAACAAAAAUUGCAAUGUUCAGGCGAAGAGGGUGUAGAUUUAGGUAAGGAACGUUAUAAUGUAGUUCCACAUAUAGAAGAACAAGAUAUGCAAAAUUUAAAUAUGGUAAAUUGUAAUAUAAAUGUACUGCUAGAUGAACAGGAAACACAGCAUUCAAAUGAAAAACACUGUAACACAGUUUCACCGACAAAUAAACAAGAAGACGUACAGUGUUUAGAUUCUAUAAAAGCUUCAAAUUCAUCUUUUAAAGACGUAUGGGAUAAUCACUUUAGCUGGCCAAAAGAAGAAAUCAAAGAAAAAAAAAGGCAGAAGGCCAAAAUUCCAUAUGCCAUUACAUCAACAAAAUGGAAAGAUAUACAAAUUGAUAAAGAGGAGAAAAAAUUAGAAAAAGAAACCUUGAUUUUAAAAAGGAAAAAUGAGAGAUUAUUGAAAAAAAAUAAUAUUGAUAACAAAAGAAAAACUGAGAAUGUAAAACCUAAUAGCAGUACUAAAAAACAAAAAGUUUUAAAAGAAUCUACAAAAUUCAAGAAAAACUUUUCUGUUGGAGAUAAUGUUAUGGUCCAGUAUGAAGGGGAGUUUUAUCCAGGAAUAAUAGAAGAAAAAAAAAAGAAAGAAUUGAAAGUUAAAGCUAUGUUGAUGUACAAAACAAAUUGGAAAUGACCAACAGUAGAUGAUGUUUGCUGGUACCCUGAGGAAGAUGUGAAAAUGAUUGAAGCUCCUAAACUAUUGAGUAACUCUACAACAAUUUAUUCCUGUUUGGAAAUAAAAAAAAAAAGAACCAAACCUAAUUCCUUAAAUAAUAAUACAAGUUCCUAAAUACCUUAAUACAUA
Messenger RNA from Myzus persicae (green peach aphid), 3070 nucleotides. RefSeq lists its product as uncharacterized. Bases 440 to 2899 code for a protein of 819 amino acids. The transcript has 3 exons. Gene Ontology annotation, cellular component: nucleus. Lineage: Eukaryota; Metazoa; Arthropoda; Insecta; Hemiptera; Aphididae. The record is from RefSeq and is a predicted model, not a curated record. Gene Ontology annotation, molecular function: DNA binding.